Molecule: messenger RNA, 1804 nt
Organism: Mytilus trossulus (common blue mussel)
Lineage: Eukaryota; Metazoa; Mollusca; Bivalvia; Mytilida; Mytilidae
Exons: 5
Coding region: 227-1780 (517 amino acids)
Source: RefSeq, a predicted model, not a curated record
AACAUGUGACAUAAGCCCUGUAAAGUGUCUAACUGAAUCUUUAGAGAAGUCAAGUGAGAGAACAAAAAGAAGAUAUUUAUCAAAAGCUAAUACUUGUAUAACUGCUCUACUGAACACUAUUUGUCCUGAUGAUUCUGAGUUCAUCAAACAUUCUCUUUUUGGAGAGCAAGAAAAUGACAAAAAUAAAACCACAAGCUCUUUGUUGGAUGCUAUUGUCAGCUCAUACAUGGUUGCAAACACCUCAACGUUGAGGAGACAGUUAUUAUCAAUAGCAACAAAUGAUUACAGUUUUGCAGAAGUCAGUGCCAGUAUUCCAGGAUUAUCUCACUACAAGUUUUAUUCUGCUAAGAAACAUGCACAAAAUAUUGGUUUAGGUGUUCCUGCACAAUCAUCAAAGAUUCCUCGUUCUAAAAUAAAUGAUGGACAGCUUGACCAUUUUUUAGACUUCAUUACUUCAAACCACUUGAUCAAAGAUUUACCAAUUGGAGAAAAAACAUUACAGCUUUCAACUGGAGAACUCAUUCAAACACCAAAUGUAAUCAGAAGUAUUGCCCCUGCAACAAUCAUCAGGCAGUAUACACAGCUCUGUGAGGAUGAAAACAUUCAGCGUUUAGGCACAAGUACUAUGUACAAGAUUUUGACCGACUGCAGUGCUUCAGUCAGACAGUCUAUGGAGGGUCUUGACUACUAUAUUUCUGAGGGAAGUCGAGCAUUUACAGAUCUCACAGAAACUGUAGAACAGUUAGAUUUAACCUUGGAUGAAAAGAAGAAAACACUGGAUAAUUUGGUGGUAGCAAAGCAUUACCUAAAAACAGAUUAUAAGCUACAUGUAAAUACAUCAUCAUCCAUAGCAGACCAUUGUUGUUCGUAUGCUUUGAGUGAAGAAAAAGGACCCUUCUGCCAAAAAUGUGAUAACCAUUCGCAUACUGAUGAAUGCCAACAGUGUAGUUUUGUUGAUGAAACACUAUCUUUUAUUUCAAAGAGUGCAAUUGAAAGACACUGGGAUAAUCCUGAAGCUGUGCUCUUUAAGGUUGAAAAAGCAAUAGCUGAUAUCUAUGAAUGGAAGAGUCAUAUCCUUCGAUCAAAAAUUCAAGAAAAGGCAAGACAAGCUGUUGUGAACUGUCUUGGGGAAAAUGAGGCUUUCAUGGUAGCUGACUGGGCCAUGAAAUUUUUACCGCGAAAGUUUAGAGAGGGCCAGACAGAUUGGUUUGGAAAGAGAGGCAUUAAUUGGCACAUCACUGUUACUAUGUUAAAAUCAGAGGGAAGAGUGAAAUUUCUUACACAUGUGCAUAUAUUUGAACAACCAACCCCUCAAGAUGCAGCUACAACUGGAGCUAUUCUGGUCGAUGUGGUUCAAAUUCCAUCUGUCAAAAAGGUCAACAUAUGGUCAGAUAAUGCCGGUUGCUACAAAAGUACAUUGACCAUUGCCACUUUACAUCAAGAGCUAGACAAGAAAAUAAAAUCCUACAAUUUUUGUGAGGCUCAGGAUGGGAAGGGCGCAUGUGACAGGAAGGCAUCCCAUAUCAAGUCGGCUAUAAAAAGAUAUGUAAACGAGGGCAAUAAUGUGACAACUGCACACCAAAUGAAACUGGCAAUUGAUUCGCAACAAAGAGGCCAGUACAUGGUGAAAGUGAUAAGUCCUGUUAUUAAUGCUGAUGAUGAUAAGGUCUCACUUAGAAGUAUUCCAUUGAUUUCUAUGCUCCAUAAUUUUAAGUUUACUGAUAAUGGAUUGCAAGUUUGGAGAGCUUAUGAUAUUGGUCAAGGUAAUAUAAUUUUAUGAUUUACUUAUCAGCUCAACUGUAGC